Molecule: messenger RNA, 2157 nt
Organism: Penicillium odoratum
Lineage: Eukaryota; Fungi; Ascomycota; Eurotiomycetes; Eurotiales; Aspergillaceae
Exons: 4
Coding region: 1-2157 (718 amino acids)
Cellular component (GO): Ino80 complex
Source: RefSeq, a predicted model, not a curated record
AUGGACAGCUUCGACCCCACAUUGGACGAAUCAGUCCCGCCGUCCGAGGCCGCGGAUGACCAGUCGUCUCAUGGUAUAACCGCCAGCGCGACGGUCGGCACACGGCGCCAAGCGAAUGGCACGAUCGGCUCCGUUUACUCGGGCAAUAAGAUCCGACAUCUGAAAAAGGAAGAUGGCAUCCCGCUAUGGCGCAAAGACAUUCAAUACCAGUUCCUCAAGCUCGUCUUCGAAGAUAAGACACCUGCCUUCACCCGAUACCCCGACGGCAAGAAGAACCUGGACUUUGCCGACAUCUAUAUCGACGCUAUGGCGAGGAGCAGCAAGACGAGCAAGAUUCUCAAGGAUAAGCUUCAGAAUGAUAAACCGGCAGCCGUCAGUAUGGCGAUGAUCUGUCUGUUGGUCAAUUUUGGUCGCAUGAACACCACCCUCAACUUCUUCCCCGAAAUGCGUGCCCAGCUAAGGACCUACCACUCAAUCCCUUCGCUGCAAGCUCAUCAGGACACCAACGCCUACAAACAGCUGCAGGAUGCUCCGCGCCUGAAGUCCAUCCUGAAGGGCGCCUCGGAGGAUGUUGAUCAGCCGAACACUUUGGACAAGAUCAAGCGCUUGGCUAUCCCUCGCACGAACCCCGUCAACCUCAUCUUCGUUUUGGCACAGUAUGCGCCUCGAGUGUCAGAGAUGCAUUUCUUCCCCCCGCGUGACUUCUUCGAUCUGGUGAUGAGGUCCACAUUGAGCAGUAAAACGCGAGCCAAAGCCUUCCUGUGGCUGAUGUGGUGGUACUUGGAGAGCGAUUUCAGCCGUGAGGCUGCAUUGAACAAUCCGUUUGGUCCCGGGCUGGAAGGAGAAGGAGCCGAUGGUUUACCCUUGAAAGUGCCCUUGUUUGAAAGCUUGACGGAGGAGCAGGCCAAUGAGGAAAACGUGGAUACUCCAGAGGAGCUGGAAUUUGGCGAGAAGAAAAGACUUGAACGUAAACGCAUUCUUGAAGAAGAUGAGCCUCUUCCCAGAAUUAUAAAGCGCCCAAAGAAAGAGUACGGUUUCGACGAAGAAUCCUUUGCGGGAGACUACUCUGGCUUAGGAGGCCGUAAUUCCGCCAUGUCCACACCUCUCCAUCCCUCCGCAAAACGAAGCUUGGAUGAUGACGACGACGAAUUAACCCCUGGCUUGUCUCGACCACGCAACAAGCAAAUGAAACGAGACGAGUCUCUCAACCGAGCUGUGGGUCAACAACGCCUCAUUUUGAAGACCAGGAUGGAACACACACCUAAUGCCUCCCCUGCUCCUUCCGGUUCUGGGCUCAUGGACCGAUUCAUCCCGGAGCCUAUGCUCACACAGUCAACUAGUCGUCGACCGCGCCCUUUGACGCAGCACCAGAUUGCCGUAGAGCAGAACCGUCGACAGCGGAUUGAGUACUUGCUUGCCAAACGUCGAAGCAAUGCAUACCGUGUGCUUAGUGCCAAGCGCAACAGCGAGAUUCCCUUUGGGCGAUAUGGACGUCUGCUCCAGAGCCUACCAGAAGGGUACGACACCGAGGAUGAAGAGGGCUCGUGGGGCAAAGGGGGUCUUCUUCCGAACCCUCAGGCCGAGGAUGAUUAUGGCGAAUGCGCCAACUUCUUCUUGUCUGUCGUCCGCAAGGCUACCCGCCGUCUGGAUCGUUGGGACUACGAGGACGCCAACGGACCGAAGAAGGACCGUCAGAAGGAGCGCGAAGACCGUCAGAGGACCAAGGCGGCCAUUGAGGCAGAUCUUCGCGCCGCCAGCAAUCGGUCUCGUCCCCGUCCUUCGCGAGGUGGUGCCGCCGCGAAGCGCAAGUCCACCGGUCCCACGUCUACCCCCACCAACGCCAAGAAGUCCGCAGCACGCCCCAAGGGUGGCAGCCGCCUUGCGGGCGAGUAUGCUGGUGGUGAUGAGGAGAUGGACGGGGAAUUGGACGAUCUCGACCGUGAGUUGCUGGGAGAGGGAUCUGGCGAAGAGGAUGGACCGCAACGCGUCGGCUAUCCUGUUGAUGGAGAUUCAUCGGACGACUCUGGGGAUGAUGAUGACGUUGUUGAUGGUGAUGAGAUCUCAUCUGCUUACGGCGGACCCAAUGGCUAUGCACGACACCAUAGCUCGUCCCCGGUUCCCGGAGCUGGCGAGCAACGAGGUAGGGACGAGGAUUAA